GCCUGGCGCGACCCACAGGGCGCGACCCGCCCCCUCGCUCGGGCCCCGCCCCGCGCAGCGCGCUCUUCACUUCUUGGGGGCUUUUUUAAAACAGCGCCACUGGGGUCUUCUCCAUGCGGCUCGGGCUAUGACAGCCUCCGUGCUCCUCCACCGCUGGAUCGAGCCCACCGUCAUGUUUCUCUACGACAACGGCGGCGGCCUGGUGGCCGACGAGCUCAACAAGAACAUGGAAGGGGCGGCGGCGGCGGCAGCGGCGGCGGCAGCGGCGGCGGCGGCGGAGCUGGGGGCGGGGCUUCCCCACCCGGCUGCGGCGGGCGGGGGCAACUUCUCGGUGGCCGCAGCGGCUGCCGCCGCCGCCGCCGCCGCGGCCAACCAGUGCCGCAACCUGAUGGCGCAUCCCGCACCACUGGCGCCGGGCGCCGCGGCCGCGUACAGCAGCGCCCGGGGGAGGCGCCCGUCCGCCGCCGCCGCCGCCGCCGCCGCUGCCGCGUCGUCGUCGGGAGGGCCCGGACCGGCGGGGCCCGCGGGUGCCGAGGCCGCCAAGCAGUGUAGUCCCUGCUCGGCGGCGGCGCAGAGCUCGUCGGGGCCCGCGGCGCUGCCCUAUGGCUACUUCGGCAGCGGCUACUACCCGUGCGCCCGCAUGGGCCCGCACCCCAACGCCAUCAAGUCCUGCGCGCAGCCUGCCUCGGCUGCGGCCGCCUUCGCCGACAAGUACAUGGACACCGCCGGCCCCGCGGCCGAGGAGUUCAGCUCCCGCGCCAAGGAGUUUGCCUUCUACCACCAGGGCUACGCAGCCGGGCCUUACCACCACCACCAGCCCGUGCCCGGCUAUCUGGAUAUGCCAGUGGUUCCGGGGCUCGGGGGUCCUGGCGAGUCGCGCCACGAGCCUCUGGGGCUUCCUAUGGAAAGCUAUCAGCCCUGGGCUCUGCCCAACGGCUGGAACGGCCAAAUGUACUGCCCCAAAGAGCAGACGCAGCCUCCCCACCUCUGGAAGUCCACUCUGCCCGACGUCGUCUCCCAUCCUUCGGACGCCAGCUCCUAUAGGAGGGGGAGAAAGAAGCGGGUGCCUUACACUAAGGUGCAGUUGAAAGAACUCGAACGGGAAUACGCUACGAACAAAUUCAUUACCAAGGACAAACGGAGGAGGAUAUCAGCCACAACGAACCUCUCUGAGAGGCAGGUCACAAUCUGGUUCCAGAACAGGAGGGUCAAAGAGAAAAAAGUCAUCAAUAAACUCAAGACCACGAGUUAAUGGAUUAAAAUGCGGAGUAGAGGGCAGCUUGAAGAAACGCGUAAGGACUUGUUUCUUUGCCCAGAUCAUAAGAAUGCGUAAUAAUAACUGAAGAAUGGGAUAGAGAGACACUGACGUUUUGCUCUCCUAAGGGGACUCCUCUUCAAUGGAAUCUACAAUUAAAAAAAAAACUUAAGAAAUGGUAAAGAUUGCCAGUUCUCCCGACAACCCCACCAGACCGUUAAGUGACAAACUCUAGAGUCAACUCAUCAGUCCGUAAAACACACAAUUUCAGAUAAAUUAUGAAUUUACUCAAAUCUUGUAAGUAUUUAUGUGACCAUUAUAUUUUAGGACAUUGUGUUAGACAAUAAUCUGGAAAUUGGUUACAGAAACAAAGGCUGUUUCCACGUCGCUUGUCCAGCACCAUCCCCUUUGCAUGUUAAGUGCCUGCUCAGGUAAACCUUACUGAAAUUCCUACCAUUGUUCGCUCUGAAAAAUGUCUCAUGUAUAGGCUAGAAGGGGAAAGGCACUGAAUUUUUUUAUUUGAACUAUUGCUAAAAAGGGAGACAAGAGAGAAUGUUCCUCCAAGGAUCUUUUGUUUUGAUGGUAAAUAUGGCCAUCUAAACCUGUGAGGCUACAAGAGAACCCUGGGUGGUUAAAGAACUUCUGGAAAUACCUUUUAAUUACUUAACAGCAACCAUGCUGGAUUAACCCACUGUCGGAUUUUUCCACAGAAUUUGUUGUAAUUUUUGAAGUGUUUAAAUCUCACCAGAUAAUCUGAAGAAUUCACUUUAUGCCCCAUCUCCUGGAAGGUCCCACCCUGAGAUGGAUUUCUCCUAAAACACACUUUAUUUUUUUUUAAUUGGCAUUUUCCAAUAUUUGUUAAACAUUUUGCUAAAGACAUCAUUUUCCUUUUUUACUUAAAAAAAGAAACUCAAAAUAUUCUCCCCAAAAUAUUUAGAUGUCUACAUUCUAUAUUUUAAAUUACUAAAGGGUUAGGUUUUUUUCUUUCUUUUUUAUUGCGUUAGGAGACUGCAGUAGAAAAUUUAGGGAUUCAUCUUCACAGCACAUUUUUAAUCAAAGCAGUAAUUUCAAUUCACACAUUCGUUUUGUUCAUAUUCACUUUAAAUGCUAUCCUGUAAAUAAAGACAUUCAGCACACUG
Molecule: messenger RNA, 2394 nt
Organism: Rattus rattus (black rat)
Lineage: Eukaryota; Metazoa; Chordata; Mammalia; Rodentia; Muridae
Gene: Hoxa13
Product: homeobox A13
Biological process (GO): regulation of transcription by RNA polymerase II
Molecular function (GO): RNA polymerase II cis-regulatory region sequence-specific DNA binding; DNA-binding transcription factor activity, RNA polymerase II-specific
Source: RefSeq, a predicted model, not a curated record